Aplosporella prunicola CBS 121167 is the source of this 585-nucleotide messenger RNA. RefSeq lists its product as uncharacterized. The transcript is spliced from 2 exons. Lineage: Eukaryota; Fungi; Ascomycota; Dothideomycetes; Botryosphaeriales; Aplosporellaceae. Bases 1 to 585 code for a protein of 194 amino acids. The record is from RefSeq and is a predicted model, not a curated record.
AUGCUCCAGCCCGCCCCAAGACCCAUCGGUCUCUUUCCCGCCCACUUCGCGCGCCAACCCGAAGCGAUGGUGGUGAAGGAACAUUUGGUCCCGAUGGCGCAAAACGAUUAUACCAUAAAAUCGGUCGAGGGCCAAACCAUGUUCUACAUAGAGGCCAAGUCAUUCUCACUCAGUAGACGCAAGGCCUUUAUGGACUUGCAGGGCAACAUCUUGUUCACUAUUCGGAAAGAGAAUUUUUCAAUUCCUCCGUGUUAUUAUGCAGAGGAUUCAAGCGGGAAAAGAAUACUCGAAGUCCAAAGCAAGUUUACUUUCGGUUCCUCUAAAGCUGUGUGCAGCUUUAUCGGCGUUAGCGGCAAGAGAGAAAGUCUAUUCAUGAAGGGAAAUUUUACGGCUUCGAAGGCGACCAUCACGGACGAAAGUACCAACGCGCCUGUUGCGAUGAUCAAUAGGGAUAUCUUCACCGCCAGGGAGAUAUUUGCUGGAGUGCAGACAUAUGUCGUGUCAGUUGCUCCAAACGUCGACAAGGCACUCAUUGCGGCCAUGUGCAUCUGUCUGGACGAGAGGCGCGACGAGAGGCGCAACUAG